GAAGGAAGACACACUCGUUGCCAGUCUCUCCUAUCGUCAUCAACUCGUCCAAGACAACAAAAAAAUGCUGUCGUCUAAAUUUCUGGUAGCUAUUUGCUUUGUUGCUUUCCAGUCUUCUUCUGUUGGCCGGGCAAGUUUGAUCCUUCACGGCACGCCACUCCUUUCGCCCGUCACCGAGUUCACUUUCGAAGUGGCCACAUCGACGCUGAUCAAGGGCACCAAUUGCUACAUCACGUCCGGCGAAGUUUCCCAAUGUCGUAGGAAGCGCGGAAUGGUGGAGCAACCCCAAAUUGUAGCGGACGAAAUGGACAUUCAACCAUCGGAAGUCCUGAAAGUUGAAGCUACAAAGGCUCCCCGCGCCCUAAACUUCAAUUCUCAUUUCAACAAUUACCAGCAGCAGCAGGUCGCCAGUUCGUUCGACGAUUCGUACACGAACUACGUCAACCUCUUCCGGACACUGUCGACCACUAGAGGCCGGAAUAACGUCAUCUCGGUCGGCGAUUGCGGCUUGUCGACUGUUAACAUUAGCGAAUUCCUGUCUUGUUUGGGAAUGACACUCCAAGAAACGACUACACUGACGGCCACCUUUACGGAAAUCUCUACCAUCUCUUCCGGUUAUAACGUCAUGACUGUAUUGGGUUGCACUCCGGCAGGUUUCAACUACGAAUAUUGUCCCGAGAGCGCUUUGACUGCGACAGCUGAACUAAGGAAAAAUGGCAAUAAGCCACAGGGUCGCAGAACCGCAGUCGUCAAACGUCCAGUUGCUAAAGUCGCCGGUAAAUAAUUCCGUUCGGUACAGUAUAGGAUUCCGGUUUGAUAUUUCGUGAAAAACGUCUUCUGUUCUCUUGCCUGGUCUUUUGAAAAAAAUUUCCUCUCGUUUUUGGUUGUUAAUUAUUUACAUUCCAUUUUGUUAUACUGAAACUGUUUUUAUUUUUUCAAAUUCGAUUUUAGUUUUUUUUUUUUUUAGCAAACGUAUUCCGAAACUUAUUUCCUUUUCCUGUAUUCUAAUACUGCGGCUGUUGAAUUUUGGGCAAUAAAUGGUUUUGGAAUGGCAA
Molecule: messenger RNA, 1055 nt
Organism: Daphnia pulicaria
Lineage: Eukaryota; Metazoa; Arthropoda; Branchiopoda; Diplostraca; Daphniidae
Exons: 2
Coding region: 65-784 (239 amino acids)
Source: RefSeq, a predicted model, not a curated record